UUCACCACAGGCAUAUGCAACGACGCCGUGGUUCACAGCUGCGACUUAUGCGGCAAGGGUUUCCGCCUGCAGCGCAUGCUCAACCGUCACCUCAAGUGCCACAGCCAGGUAAAGAGGCACCUGUGCACCUUCUGUGGCAAGGGCUUCAACGACACCUUCGACCUGAAGAGGCACGUCCGCACGCACACAGGCAUUCGUCCCUACAAAUGUGAUGUCUGCAACAAAGCCUUCACCCAGCGCUGCUCCUUAGAGUCCCACCUGAAGAAAAUCCAUGGGGUGCAGCAGCACUACGCCUAUAAGCAGCGCCGCGACAAGCUCUAUGUCUGCGAGGACUGCGGCUACACGGGCCCCACCCAGGAGGACCUGUACCUGCACGUGACCAGUGCCCACCCAGGCAGCGUGUUUCUCAAAAAGACAUCCAAAAAACUGGCAGCUCUGUUGCAGAGCAAGCUGAUGUCCGCACACCAGGAGAAUGGCAACCUGAAUGAGGAGGAGGGGAGGAAGUGAGGAGGAAGAGGAAGGGGAGGCGAGACCCCAGCACUGCCACGUUUACCCGGAUUUUGGUUUUGAGGGUCCCCCCAUCCUACUGGCUCUUUAAUUACAAGUGUUCAGUUCAUUUCUCUCUCCUUUUGGGACAUCGGCAGUAGGACCUGUUCCACAGUUGUCAGUGAUUAUAGUGACGACAGACCCCGUAUGAUGUGUCCUAUCGAUUUACCAAAGUUUAUUUUCCAUACUCCUCAUGGCCAAGAUCACCGUGCAGGAUUUUUUAAUUUAAUUUUAUUUUUUUAGUAUUUUCCCCCAUGGAGGGAGAGGGAUUUCUUAGAGCGAUCAUCAUUUUAUGGUGCCUUGAAAUAAAAGUACUUUCAUUUGAAAUGCUGCUCAGCAAGGAAAAUUAAUUUUAUUAUUCUGAAAGUUUACAGAAAUUAUUUUAAUAAAUGAAAUGUUUUUGUGA
Messenger RNA from Galeopterus variegatus (Sunda flying lemur), 952 nucleotides. RefSeq names its product transcription factor Ovo-like 2. The annotation marks the transcript as partial. Gene Ontology annotation, cellular component: nucleus. The record is from RefSeq and is a predicted model, not a curated record. The transcript has 2 exons. Gene Ontology annotation, molecular function: RNA polymerase II cis-regulatory region sequence-specific DNA binding; DNA-binding transcription factor activity, RNA polymerase II-specific. Gene Ontology annotation, biological process: epidermal cell differentiation; regulation of transcription by RNA polymerase II. NCBI's taxonomy places the organism in Eukaryota, Metazoa, Chordata, Mammalia, Dermoptera, Cynocephalidae.